Messenger RNA from Piliocolobus tephrosceles (Ugandan red Colobus), 1348 nucleotides. It is a transcript of the gene OR52H1, whose product is annotated as olfactory receptor family 52 subfamily H member 1. Gene Ontology annotation, cellular component: plasma membrane. Gene Ontology annotation, biological process: G protein-coupled receptor signaling pathway. NCBI's taxonomy places the organism in Eukaryota, Metazoa, Chordata, Mammalia, Primates, Cercopithecidae. The record is from RefSeq and is a predicted model, not a curated record. Gene Ontology annotation, molecular function: olfactory receptor activity; G protein-coupled receptor activity.
UCUAAAUCUUUAAAAGAGGUCAUUUCUGCCAUCCAGAAGCACAGAUCAGCUGAGAGCGAGGCACCAGAAGAAGGCCUAAGAGUUUCCAAAAGCGCUGGUUCAAAAAACAUAUUGCACCUCUCUACCAAAGAGAGGUUCACUCACCAGCUGUUUGUUCCUGUGCUAAGGAAAAGAGAGUGUGGAAAACCUGGAAGAAAUCAUCCUCUUCCUGAGCUGAGAUUUAUGCCAUCUGCAUCUGCCAUGAUCAUUUUCAACCUGAGCAGUUAUAAUCCAGGGCCCUUCAUUCUGGUAGGGAUCCCAGGCCUGGAGCAAUUCCACGUGUGGAUUGGAAUUUCCUUCUGUAUCAUCUAUAUUGUAGCUGUUGUGGGAAACUGCAUCCUUCUCUACCUCAUUGAGGUGGAGCAUACUCUUCAUGAACCCAUGUUCUUCUUUCUCUCCUUGCUGGCCAUGACUGACCUCACCUUGUCCACAGCUGGUGUGCCUAAAACACUCAGUAUUUGGCUGGGGGCUCGUGAAAUCACAUUCCCAGGAUGUCUUACACAAAUGUUCUUCCUUCACUACAGCUUUGUCCUGGAUUCAGCCAUUCUGAUGGCCAUGGCAUUUGAUCGCUAUGUAGCUAUCUGUUCUCCCUUGAGAUAUAUCACCAUCUUGACUCCCAAGACCAUCAUCAAGAUUGCUAUGGACAUCUCCUUUCGAAGUUUCUGCAUCAUCCUGCCAGAUGUAUUCUUGCUGACGCGCCUGCCUUUCUGCAGGACACGCAUGACACCCCACAUAUACUGUGAGCAUAUAGACGUUGUCUGGCUCACCUGUGCUGAUAUCUCCAUCAAUAUCUGGUAUGGCUUUUGUGUUCCCAUCAUGAUGGUCAUCUCAGAUCUGAUUCUCAUUGCUGUUUCCUAUGCCCUUAUCCUCUGUGCUGUCUUUCGCCUUCCCUCCCAAGAUGCCCGCCAGAAAGUCCUCAGCACUUGUGGUUCUCAUGUCUGUGUCAUCCUCACGUUUUAUAUGCCUGCCUUCUUCUCCAUCCUUGCCCACCACUUUGGACACAAUGUCUCUCGCACCUUCCACAUCAUGUUUGCCAAUCUCUACAUUGUUAUCCCACCUGCACUUGACCCCAUGGUUUACGGAGUGAAGACCAAGCAGAUCAGAGAUAAGGUUAUACUUUUGUUUUCUACUAAGGGUACAGGAUGAUGUUUUACUGGGCAAUGGAAUAACUAGGAUAAGCUUAUAGUGUACAGAAAUGUAGAAAGAGUGAAAUGACAAAUGCUAUUUAAAGCAAGAACUACCUAAAGUUGCUUUCAUGUGCCAAGAAUGUGGCAUGAUCUGUAUGAAAAUGAUGGUCUAUGUAUAAAAA